This is a messenger RNA of Danio rerio (zebrafish), 3470 nucleotides long. Lineage: Eukaryota; Metazoa; Chordata; Actinopteri; Cypriniformes; Danionidae. The record is from RefSeq and is a predicted model, not a curated record.
ACUAUCCCUAAACUGCUAACAUUUUCUAUGUGUGAAUGAAAAAAGCAGCACAGAAAACCCGUUGCACUCUCUCAGAUGAAACAAUUACGCAAUUUGAACUACAUUUGUUUGACAGUGACUGUUAAAAAUAGCCGGGGACUUCUGUCAGCUCAAUAGCCAAUUAGACGCGACGUAAACAAGUGACGUGUCAAGAGAGCACGCGAUCCGGGGCCGGGCUCGAGUCUUGACUACUUUCGCUUUUAGCUCAAUAGGCAGUCAAAUGCUCUUUGCGCUACAGACAGUGAAAUAUGGCUCAGCAUAGUCAUUUAAAGAUUAUUGAUGAGAAGGACCUGCGAGAUGUAGUUCUGGUGAGAACGAGCGUAGGCGCCUGUUUGCGAGGACAUUUCGGGAGAACUGGAGGCAAAGUGGCUGUCAAGUUAAUCAAGGAUAGUAAAUGGAUUGACAGGUUAAAGAGAGCAGGGAUGUUGGGGCAGGUGUGUUGCGAGCAAGUACUCAUCCCGCUGGGUGUGUGCACAUCACACUCUCUAGUUGGUCUGGUUUGGGAUUGGAUGCCUGAAGGAUCUCUAGAUUCUCUGCUGCAUGAGACGGACCUGUUCCCAGAGCUUUCAACAGCUCUUUGUCUACAGAUUCUAUUGGAUGUUGCUGAAGGUUUAGCUCAUCUGCAUGCUGCUUCUCUGCUGCAUGGAGCUCUGAAAGCCACUAAUGUUCUUCUUGACCAACAUUACCGUGCUAAGCUGAGCGACUGGUGUCAAGAGAUGGCCAUGGGAUUGAACAGCUCUAAUAGCCGUGGGCCAUGUUUCAGAGAUCUGGCAUAUGUGUCGCCUGAAGUCAUACUAGGUGCUGCACCUUCUGUGGAGGCUGACAUGUAUAGUUUUGGGGUUCUGCUAUGGGAAACACUAAAUAGAAAGCGACCAUGUGAAGGUAUUGAUCAGCUUCAGAAUCAGUUGGAGCUUGGUUUAGGGGUUGACCUUUUGCCACCCACGACCCCUCAAAAUCAAUCCCUUACCCAAGUUAUCACUAGAUGCUUGAGUGGUGAACCUCAAAAACGCCCUUCGGCAAAGGAGUGUGCAGUGGUUCUCAGGACAACAUUGGCAGCGUUUAAUCCUCAGACUGUCACGGAAGCUGUUCAUCAUCUGAAAACAUGCAAGGAGAGGAGGCUGCUGAGCUGUAAAAUGCAGUCAACCUGGGAGUUGCCUAUUGAGCUACAUAACCUCGGAGACAACAGUUGCCAAGGUACCACAAAAAAAUGGACCUCCAAGGUGAUUCCACAGCAUCAAACUCUACCCGUGUCUUCACCGAAAGCAAAAAGAGAGGCUUCUCUGUCAAUAACAAUAAGAGGCUGUUCUCAGACCAGAUGCUGCAGGGACUCAGGAAAAAGCUCAGUCCAUUCUAAUAACCCCUGGCAAGAUUAUGGUAAUGGAAAUCAUGGAGUUCAGAGACAAAGUCCUACAUCUUUAAGAUCACCAUGUGUUUCUCCUACAUCGCGAUUCCUGAGCAACUCACAACACAACACGGGCAACCAAGUCAAAUGUCAGCUGUCUGCGGGAAAGAGCUGUUGCCGACUUCUGCAAGAGAGACGAGAGGCCAUUGUUCGCUACAUGACCGAAGGACGUUUCAACAACCUCCUGGACGUGUUGAGGGCUCGACAGGCUGUGACCCGUGAGACGUACGAGAUCAUCACUGCGGCCCUGACCUUGACGGCACGCACGCGUUGUUUGCUUGAUAUCUGCGUCUGCCUUGGUGAAAACGUUGCCAUCUUGGUGGCCUCAACUUUAGGAUUAGUAUCCACUGAAAAUGCUCAGACCACCCAUAGGUGGCAGGCUGGCUAACUUAUGCUAAACAAGACCUCUGGUUUACAGUUGUGCACAAGCUGCACGAGAUACAAUUGAUAUCAGAUUGAUAUUAGAUGUUUUAUGGCAGUAUGAAAUGUCAUUAUUAAUAUGAGAGAUUUCUAGCACGUGUUUUUGUUUGGAAUGCUCCAUAAUGGAACAUAAGAAAAGAGUUUAAACUCUCUCGAUGGUUAUGCUGCAAUGCAGUUUUAAAUCUAAAAAUCUCAUCAAGUUAACACCCAUUCUGAUGGUGUCAUUGUUUCUCAGUUUGCAAACUGAAGGGAUUAUUCCAGUGCCUUUGAACAUGAUGUUCUGAUGAACGGUCAAGAACUGGUUUGAUUACAUUCCUUUGUCUGAGGAGUAGAAGAAAAGCAGCAGCACAAAAGCAGAUUAUUUACAAGAGACUUUAUGAAGGAUUUGGCUGUUUCCCUUAAUCAUACUCACUUCACAGCAUUCACUUUUAUGGUUGUUGUAAAAUAUUGUUAAUAUCUUUUGUUAUGAUUCAUGUCAUUCAAGUUAUUAUUGAUUUUUUUUCCACAAAAAUGGUUAUUGUUUAUAUCUCACAAUUCAGACUUUUCUCCAAAUGUAAACAAACAAAAAAACUUCUGAAUUUGUUCUUGCAUUCGUGAGUUUCUGUCUCACUUGUUCAGUCACACUUAGGGUAAUCUCACAAAGUGCAAGUGUACAUCUUGCAGGUAAAAAUUCAGGAGUGUGAGAGCAUAUAAACCAGGAAUCACCAAGCUUGUUCCUGGAGGUCCGGUGUCCUGCAGAUUUUAGCUCCAACCCUAAUCAAACACACCUGAACAAGCUAAUCAAGGUCUUACUAGGUAUACUUGAAACACCCAGGCAGGUGUGUUGAGGCAAGUUAAAGCUAAACCCUGCACGGCACCGAACCUCCAGGAACGAGAUUGGUGACCCCUGAUAUAAACUUACAAUUGUGAGAAAUUAAAUCAUGUAAUCGAGAUGGAAACUACAUGCUUAUAAAAAGUCAGAACUGUGAUGUAAUAGCAUAGACUUAUGAGAUAUAAACUUUAAUUUCAAGGUCAUUUCACAACCUAUUAAGAUUAGAUUCUUUAACCAGACAUGUGUUAUUGGUAUAGCCAAAUGUAUCUUGUGUUUUUGCAUGUGUGUGUAUGUGCUACACAUUUCUGAUGUUAUACUGUGCAUGUUGCACAACAGACUCAGUAGUUUCUGGUUGUAGUGUAUCUUGCAACAAGACAUUAUUUUUUAACUGAUAACAGUGGUGCAGUAUGUAUACAGCAAGAAUAGAAAUAAAAUAUUCACAAUAUGUCAUGAAAUGUUCACACUGUUUUGUGCAUUUGGCCUUUACUUCGAACACUUAUGUACGAUUCUCUUCUAAGAGAACAGUAUUAGUACACAGGUCAAUACCAUGCCACAUUCCUCCGCACAGACUGUCUAAUUGCAAAGAUGAUCUGCAGACUAGUAAGUUUUAACGGACAUGUACAGUAGGCGCAUUUACUCACAUUGCAAUGCGAGAGGUGAAAUUACUUUGACAUGAAAAAAAGCUGCUUCAGCAAAGUCUUUGGAGGUUAUAUGCAAUGCUACAGAAUGUUUUGUCAAUUUUGUGUGUAAAUAUUGCAAAUAAAACAACAAAAAUAAACUAUGUAUUAUUUUUAUACA